CGUGAUUCCAAGGCAAAUGGGACCAAUGUCUCGUCCUCUGUGCUGGAUCAUGACCAUCUCACAUAGCUCAGGCUGGCGCGAGUUAAUCUUCUCAAUUGCGCAAACCCCCUUUUUCUAGUGUGCGACCGUCUAAUGUGCCGAGGUGCCAACAGCACGGCUAUCACUUGCUAACAGCACGGUGCUCUGUCUAGCUCAUACUUACAAGUGUCUUGUCUCCUACCCUCGGUCGCAAUUGCCGCGACGGCAAAAAAUGGCCUCGGAAGUGCUACCACAGGACUUCAAAAUCAUAUCGUCUCUACGCUACGAUCCUGCUCUUUCGACGAUAGGCAAGCGGGCAGCGGCUAGAACAACACCCGAUCCAUUGACCACACCGUAUUAUCUCCUCCCUUACCACCAAGAACGCCUUCGAAAUGCAGCGGCAUGUUUCAGCUGGGGAAAGGCUCUCGCCUUCUUGAAACAAGACACGAAUCAGUUCGUCGAGUUUCUUAACACCUUCAUUCCGGACAACACCAAGCCAUGGCGCCUCCGAAUUCUCCUCGAUAGCACGGGCACUUGCGAGGUUGAGGUCAACCCAACGACGUCAAUGAAUCCGCUGAAUUAUCUUACUCCAACCGAAACGAACCUUCAGACCACUGCCUGGCGUGUAUAUAUUGAUUCCGAACGCAUAUCCCCAUCCGUGUUUACAACACACAAGACUACGGCUCGCGACUUCUACACGGCUGCACGACUCCGAUCGGGAAUAGUUUCUUUUGUAGAGCCUGCGGAAGUUCUUCUGGUAAACCCGGCGGGUGAGAUCAUGGAAGGAAGCAUUACAACACCAUACUUCAGGCGACGAGAUACGACGGAUGGGGAGGGAAAGCCAGCUUGGAUUACACCGCCGCUUUCCAGCGGUGGCAAUGCGGGUACAACGAGGCAAUAUGCUUUAGCACAGGGAUUCUGCGCUGAGGAUACAAUUGCAGCUACUGACCUAGUGGAUGGCGAAGAGUGCUGGCUCAGCAAUGGUGUCCGAGGUUUCAUCCGCGGUCAGAUUGUACUAAGAGGAAUCGACGAGCCACAUGCCUGACGUCUAUCUAAGCCAGACAAUAGAAGGAUUGCCGAGUAAAGUCGAGGAUAACACCCGGAUAUCUCGGGCCCCGACCUUGUGAAAGACCAGGAUUUCCCUAUCGGUCAUGUAGGCGUAUGAGCUUGCAGACAUGUGUCACACUUGUUGACAUAUCUUAUGCAUAAAAGCGCCAAAUAGUGCUCCGCACCUAUUGUCAUUACAUUGCAGGGCCACGUAUGAGUCCAACUGUACCCUGCUAUGACGAAAGGCUGUUAUGAGAUACAGCAUAUAUAGUACAGGCAGAGCACUGUUGAUUUCUGCUAGUACCUUUAGGGGGUCUGAACUGGGUGCUCACUACUACAGUAGUAGUACUACCAGCUUAGUAACUACCCCUCAUGCUAGUAUGCUAUAUAAUGAUUGAGUGUGACUAGCAGUGGGUACUAGUACUAUUAAGUACUCUGCUGUUAGCCUUUCACUACUACUAAUUAUACUGGUACUAGG
Molecule: messenger RNA, 1543 nt
Organism: Aspergillus vadensis CBS 113365
Lineage: Eukaryota; Fungi; Ascomycota; Eurotiomycetes; Eurotiales; Aspergillaceae
Product: aminotransferase class IV
Exons: 1
Coding region: 251-1063 (270 amino acids)
Molecular function (GO): catalytic activity
Source: RefSeq, a predicted model, not a curated record